AUGGAGUUGAGGGCGAAAUACUUCAAAGGGAAAAAGCUCCAUGGAGAAAUUGACAUUAAAGUAGAACAGGCUGAAUUCUCUGACCUCAAUCUUGUGGCUCACGCCAAUGGUGGGUUCUCUGUGGACAUGGAAGUUCUUCGGAAUGGGGUGAAGGUUAUGAGGUCUCUGAAGCCGGACUUUGUGCUGAUUCGUCAGCAUGCCUUCAGCAUGGCAAGGAAUGGAGACCACCGCAGUUUGGUCAUUGGGCUGCAGUAUGCUGGAAUCCCCAGUGUUAACUCUUUGCAUUCUGUCUACAACUUCUGUGACAAGCCCUGGGUGUUUGCCCAGAUGGUUCGACUGCACAAGAAACUGGGGACAGAGGAAUUCCCUCUAAUCGAUCAGACCUUCUACCCCAAUCACAAAGAGAUGCUCAGCAGCACAACAUACCCUGUGGUUGUGAAGAUGGGGCAUGCACACUCCGGGAUGGGCAAGGUCAAGGUGGAAAACCAGCAUGACUUCCAGGACAUCGCAAGCGUCGUGGCCCUGACCAAGACGUAUGCCACUGCUGAGCCCUUCAUUGACGCCAAAUAUGAUGUGCGCGUCCAGAAGAUUGGGCAGAACUACAAGGCCUACAUGAGGACAUCAGUGUCAGGAAACUGGAAGACCAACACUGGCUCGGCCAUGCUCGAGCAGAUCGCCAUGUCUGACAGGUACAAGCUGUGGGUGGAUACAUGCUCAGAGAUUUUUGGGGGACUGGACAUCUGCGCAGUGGAAGCGCUGCAUGGCAAGGACGGAAGGGAUCACAUCAUUGAGGUGGUGGGCUCCUCCAUGCCGCUCAUUGGUGACCACCAGGACGAAGACAAGCAGCUCAUCGUAGAGCUCGUGGUCAAUAAGAUGGCCCAGGCCCUGCCCCGGCAGCGGGAUGUCUCCCCUGGCAGAGGUUCCCACAGCCAGACUCUGUCCCCAGGGGCCCUGCCCUUGGGCCGCCAGACCUCCCAGCAGCCCUCGGGCCCCCCGGCUCAGCAACGCCCCCCGCCACAGGGUGGCCCUCCACAGCCGGGCCCAGGCCCCCAACGCCAGGGACCUCCGUUGCAGCAGCGCCCGCCCCCACAGGGCCAGCAGCACCUUUCAGGCCUUGGACCCCCAGCUGGCAGCCCCCUGCCCCAGCGCCUACCAAGUCCCACAUCAGCAUCGCAGCAGCCUAUGUCCCAGGCUCCACCACUGACCCAGGGUCAAGGCCGCCAAUCCCGGCCAGUGGCAGGAGGACCUGGGGCCCCUCCAGUAGCCCGCCCGCCUGCCUCCCCAUCUCCCCAGCGCCAGGCAGGCCCCCCACAGGCUACCCGUCAGACAUCCGUCUCUGGUCAGGGGCCACCAAAGGCUGUGCCCCCACCUGCCACGGCUGCUGCCGGGGGACCCCCGCACCCCCAGCUCAACAAAUCCCAGUCUCUGACCAAUGCCUUCAACCUUCCAGAGCCAGCCCCGCCCAGGCCCAGCCUUAGCCAGGACGAGGUGAAAGCUGAGACCAUCCGCAGCCUGAGGAAGUCUUUCGCCAGCCUCUUCUCCGACUGACACCCCACCCUGAGAACCCCCAAUAUCCCUGGGUAACCCCUCUCUGGGCCCUGAAUCCACUUCUCACUUUUGGAAUCUCCAACUCCCUUGAGAAGCCCUCUCCUGGUUCACCAAGAUCCUUCUUCUCACUCCUCAGAAUGCCCACGUCCCUAAGGAAACCUCACUUCUGGUCCUAAACCUAUUUCUCAUGUUUGGAAUUCCCAAGUUCUUGGGAAGCCCAUUCCUGGUCACCUCCAAAUUCCUGAGGACCUCCACUCCCAAAGUAUGGUUUCCUUUCCAGAAGUUCCCGAACACCAGGCAACCCAUUCUGGCCCUACAUCACAGAGUCCCCUCCUGGGGUCCUGAAAUUCCUUGAAAACCAUACUCCUGGUCUGAGAUCGCUCAAGCACACUUAGUUCCCCACCAAAAUUUCCCAAAUCCUUAAGAAACCCCUACCUUUGAGCUCUCUUUCACGGAUCUCCCAUUUCUGGAGACCCACCUCUUCCAAUGCCACCACCCAGUCCCAUAAGGAUUUCCCUUCACCUCCUCUCCCAACUCUAUUCAAUACAUUGGGAGCUCCUCCCUCUGGUAGGACCCCUCAGUUCCCCAGGGACCUCUGCCCCACUUUCCUGCCUCUGACAGCUCUCUCUAAAUAUGCAAACUCCACCCAUCCUCCCAGAAUCCUUUGCACAUGAAAGGCCAGUGGUCCCCCACUUCCCCACCUUUGCUGUGAUGUCUGUGUCUGUGACUGACGUGGCCUCCUCUCGUGGUGUGCUUGGCAUAUGUGGUCCUCGUUCAUCGUGCCGCCUGUGGUGAUGCGUGCAGUGGCGCUGUUUGUGUGGUCUGCACCUUCCCCCAACCUCCACUCCUUGCCUGGACUCACCCCCACCCCUCAGCGGCUCUGAACCCCACGAGAAGAGUCGGGAAGCAAAAUAAACAAGCAAAGGCCCA
Molecule: messenger RNA, 2478 nt
Organism: Myotis brandtii (Brandt's bat)
Lineage: Eukaryota; Metazoa; Chordata; Mammalia; Chiroptera; Vespertilionidae
Gene: SYN1
Product: synapsin I
Exons: 14
Coding region: 1-1548 (515 amino acids)
Biological process (GO): neurotransmitter secretion
Cellular component (GO): synaptic vesicle membrane; synaptic vesicle
Molecular function (GO): ATP binding
Source: RefSeq, a predicted model, not a curated record